This is a messenger RNA of Bombyx mandarina (wild silkworm), 1337 nucleotides long. RefSeq names its product gustatory receptor for sugar taste 43a. Gene Ontology annotation, biological process: sensory perception of taste; chemosensory behavior; male courtship behavior. Lineage: Eukaryota; Metazoa; Arthropoda; Insecta; Lepidoptera; Bombycidae. Gene Ontology annotation, cellular component: neuronal cell body; dendrite; axon. The record is from RefSeq and is a predicted model, not a curated record.
AUGAAACCCCGUCUACAGUGCAUGGUCCCGCCAUCUUUGGCCCUUGCGCUGCGUGUUUCCAGACUGGCCGGGAUCGCACCCUUGAAAUUCGUCGCUAAACAGAGUAACAUUAUGAUACGUCUGUCCACCAGCUUAUGUGUAUACAGCUAUUUACUUGUUACCGCUCUGAACGUGUGUACCCUCAUAGCUGUUAUGAUUGACUUUUCCGUGCCCGUAAAACUAUCAAUUCGGAUGCAAACAGAAACCAAGAGGUUUGUGUGGAUAGCAGACGUCGUUAUUGUGGGUAUGCUUAGCGGCGUCGGGGUGUACACGGCGCCCAUACAGAUGAGGAGACUGAUCGCUUACCUUCACAGAAUACAUAAGAUAAAUUCUGAUUUACAAACAUACAGCUCAUCACUUACGGACAAGAUGCUGCAUAGACUGACUAUUGGAAUGUUAUUAAUUACCUCUGUAAUUAUAGUGACCGAUUUCACGUUCGUCAUGUACCUUGCUGAUUUAAACCACAGGCAACUGCUAAUAGCCAUAAUGUACUGGUGCUACUACUGCAGCUACUUCAUAGCGCAUCUCUUGGAGAUGCAAUUCGUACUGAUCGCGGCACUGGCACUCUCUUCCUUGAAGUUGGUUAACAACGGACUGAGGACACUACUACACCAAAGCGGGAUCGAGUCUUUAACAGAAAUUCCGAACUCCAAUGAACAACACAUGGCGAAUGCGGUUCUUCCGCAACCACCAAAAAAAUCUGUCAACAAUUCUAUUGACACACUCGCUUUCGUCGUGACAAAACGUUCAGUACGUUUUCCCACUGCCGGAUGGACGGAUCAGAGAACCAUACGGCGUCUCGCUCUUUCAUACGGCUCAAUCUGCGAGGUGGUGAGACAGAUCGACAACAAUAACGGAAUCAUAGUAUUAUUGUUACUGGCCUCGUUCUUACUGCAUUUGGUCGUGACUCCGUACUACCUCAUAAUUUCUUUCGUAACUGAAUCUCCGCACACGGGCUUCGAAAAAGUUUUAAAUCCCAUUUUGCAAACGGUGUGGUGUUUAUACCACACGUUUGGUCUCGUCAUGAUUAUUGAGCCGUGUCACAGAACGCAUGAAGAGAUGGAAACAACUCGCGAGCUGGUCAGUCGGGUGAUGUGCAGCGCAGACCCCCGCGACCCUAUCUCUGUCGAGCUGGAGAUGUUCUUUCGACAGUUGGUUCUGAAUAAGGCCUCAUAUGCUCCACUGAAGGUCUGCACGCUCACAAGAUCCCUAGUGGCAACGAUCCUGGGCAGCAUCACAACAUACCUAAUAGUGAUAGUUCAGCUGGAAAUUAAAAAUAUGCAAUAAAAUUACUCCUG